AAAUCAUUCCCCCCAAAUCGACAAACGCUGCUGUACCCCACCCUCUGGUAUUAUUAUAUCCACCUCUAGCACUUCCCCAUCGCACUCCAUUUCCGAGUUUUCAUUCCGCAUACCUCUCUUUCUACCUUUGCCAUGCGCAACACAAUGCGCAGAUAACCUCUCCCCCUUCCUUCUCAGAUUCGCUCCAUUCCGAACAGCCGUAGGUUUAAACUAUCUGUGAACCACACCCUGUGACAACAUGGCUCAAGCGAAAUAUACUAGAAUAGAUAAUAAACGAUCGUCGAGUUACUGUUCGACGGUGACAAUUGUCGUGUUUGUAGCUCUUUGCUUGUUUGGGAUUUGGAUGAUGACAUCAUCAUCUGUAGUGCCUGUACAAAAUGUAGAUGUGUCUGAGGAAAGUAAGAAUGAUGUGAGAGAACAGAGUGGGGUGAAAGAACAGGCAACUGACCCCUCUAAUAACAAUUCUCCACAGUUCGAAGAUAAUCGGGGUGAUCUGUCUGAGGAUGCAACCAAAGGGGACGGUAGUGUCACUGCUGAUAAAAACUCAGACGUGCCAGAAAAACAGGAAGAGAAAUUGGACGAAAAGCCUUCAGAGAAAUCUUCUGAAGAUACAAAAACAGAAAAUAACGAUUCAAAUGUGAGUGAGAAGAAAUCUGAUAAUGAUGAGAAUGAGAAGAAGACUGAUUCUAACGAGAAGGAGAAAAAAUCUGAUUCUGAUGAGACUGAGAAAAGAUCCGAUUCUGAUGAGAACGAGAAGAAAUCUGAAUCUGAGGAUAAUGAAAAGAAAUCUGAAUCUGAGGAUAAUGAAAAGAAAUCUGAUUCAGAAGAGGCUGAGAAGAAAUUGGAUUCAGAAGAGACUGAGAAGAAAUCGGAUUCAGAAGAGACUGAGAGGAAAUCAGAUUCAGAAGAGACUGAGAAGAAAUCGGAUUCAGAAGAGUCAGAGAAGAAAUCUGAUUCUGAUGAAAGCGAGAAGAAAUCUGAGGAUUCAAGUGGAUCACUAGAUAAGAUUGACGAAAAGGUGGAACAAAGUGGUAACAAGGAGUCAGAUGAAAAUUCUACGGAGACGAAAACAGAUGACAGUGCCAACAACCAGGCUUCAAAUGAGGUGUUCCCUUCUGUGGCUCAGUCAGAGCUUCUGAAUGAAAGUACCACGUCAAAUGGUUCUUUUUCAACUCAGGCUGCAGUGUCAAAGGAUGAAAAGGAGUCUCAAGUAUCCUCCAAGCAAUCUACUGGCUACAAUUGGAAACUGUGCAAUGUCACUGCAGGCCCUGAUUACAUCCCAUGCCUCGACAACUUGAAAGCAGUUAGGAACCUUCCAAGUACCAAACACUAUGAACACAGAGAAAGGCAAUGUCCUGAAGAACCUCCUACCUGCCUUGUCCCUCUUCCUGAAGGAUACAAACGCCCAAUUGAAUGGCCCAAAAGCAGAGAGAAGAUAUGGUAUUCUAAUGUUCCACAUACUAAGCUAGCUCAAUAUAAGGGGCACCAGAAUUGGGUGAAAGUUACAGGCGAGUACCUUACUUUUCCAGGUGGUGGAACCCAAUUCAAACACGGUGCACUUCAUUACAUUGACACCAUACAAAAGUCUGUACCUGAUAUUGCUUGGGGCAAGCGCUCACGUGUGAUUUUAGACGUUGGAUGUGGUGUUGCUAGCUUUGGUGGCUUUCUCUUUGAAAGAGAUGUACUUACAAUGUCAUUGGCACCAAAAGAUGAACAUGAAGCUCAGGUGCAAUUUGCACUUGAAAGAGGAAUUCCUGCUAUAUCUGCUGUCAUGGGCACAAAGAGGCUUCCCUACCCUGGGAAAGUAUUCGAUGUAGUCCACUGUGCCCGCUGUAGAGUUCCAUGGCAUAUAGAAGGUGGCAAACUUCUUUUGGAGCUGAAUAGAGUUUUGCGACCUGGUGGUUUCUUUGUAUGGUCUGCUACUCCUAUUUAUCAGAAGCUUCCUGAAGAUGUUGAAAUAUGGAAUGAAAUGAAGGCACUAACAAAAGCGUUGUGCUGGGAAGUUGUGUCCAUCAGCAAGGAUAAACUUAAUGGAGUUGGUAUAGCUGUGUACAAGAAGCCAACUUCUAAUGAGUGUUAUGAGAAACGUUCUAAGAAUCAACCUCCUAUAUGUCCAGAUUCUGAUGAUCCUAAUGCAGCAUGGAACGUUCCAUUACAAGCUUGCAUGCACAAAGUGCCAGUGAAUUCAACAGAACGUGGGUCACAAUGGCCAGAGAAGUGGCCAGCAAGACUGACCAACACACCGUACUGGUUGACAAACUCUCAAGUUGGAGUUUAUGGAAAGCCUGCUCCUGAAGAUUUUAAUGCUGACUAUGAACACUGGAAACGUAUAGUAUCCAAGUCUUAUCUUAAUGGGAUGGGGAUUAAUUGGUCCAAUGUGCGGAAUGUCAUGGAUAUGAGAUCAGUCUAUGGAGGGUUUGCCGCAGCCUUGAAGGAUUUGAAUAUUUGGGUCAUGAAUGUGGUUUCAGUAAAUUCCCCGGACACACUUCCUAUUAUAUAUGAGCGAGGUCUCUUUGGUAUGUAUCAUGAUUGGUGUGAAUCAUUUAGCACCUAUCCAAGGUCCUAUGAUCUACUUCAUGCAGAUCAUCUGUUUUCAAAUCUUAAGAACAGGUGUAAUUUAAAAGCUGUUGUGGCUGAGGUUGAUCGGAUCCUUAGGCCUGAGGGAAAGUUUAUUGUCCGAGACACUGUUGACAUCAUUAACGAGCUUGAAAGUAUGGUGAAGUCCAUGCAGUGGGAGGUCCGCAUGACUUACUCUAAAGAUAAGGUGGGCAUUUUAUGUGUCCAGAAGUCCAUGUGGCGGCCUAAAGAAUUGGAGACCCUCGAGUAUGCUAUUGGUUAAGAUGCCAACCAGAUUGUUGGGUGAUUUUUGGGUUUUGGCUGCUCAAAAUUCUUUUGUAACUGUACUGCCGCCAUUAUUUAUGUAUCAUUAUAGUUAGGCAGUUUGUGUUCGUCUUUUUCUUUGGUAAUUAAUUUUGAUCUCCUCUGUUUAUGGGUUGGUGUCUUUUGAUGCAACAUAGUUAAGGAAAUUUGAUCAUAUUCUUUCAACUGUAGAGGCUUUUGGUAAUUAAUAUUUGAGGUUCUGGAAAAGAUAUCGCCAAAAGUUGGUGGUAGUUAUGAUAUUGAAUAUAUGGACAGGAGCAAUAUAUUAUUGGUUCAAAUAUCAAAUACUGGAAGUUGAAGGCUUACUAGUA
This is a messenger RNA of Cajanus cajan (pigeon pea), 3191 nucleotides long. RefSeq names its product S-adenosyl-L-methionine-dependent methyltransferases superfamily protein. NCBI's taxonomy places the organism in Eukaryota, Viridiplantae, Streptophyta, Magnoliopsida, Fabales, Fabaceae. The record is from RefSeq and is a predicted model, not a curated record. Gene Ontology annotation, cellular component: endosome; cytoplasm; trans-Golgi network. Gene Ontology annotation, molecular function: methyltransferase activity.